This is a messenger RNA of Amphibalanus amphitrite, 991 nucleotides long. RefSeq lists its product as uncharacterized. The record is from RefSeq and is a predicted model, not a curated record. Lineage: Eukaryota; Metazoa; Arthropoda; Thecostraca; Balanomorpha; Balanidae. The coding region runs from base 210 to 743 and encodes 177 amino acids. The transcript is spliced from 2 exons.
GUGUUGAACACAUGGUGGGACGGGUGUGUGUGUGUGUGUGUGGGACAGUCACUCACGUGUGGAGGAAUGGAUCGAAGUUGAAGAAAAUAUUAGGUGAGAUUGCCCUUGGCUAAUAAUACAAGAAAGCAAAGACGCAGCAUCUUGCGUGUUAUACUCCUGCAAUUUGACAGUUGACGCCUGACGGGACCUCUGUCGAUACGUGUGACGCCAUGCGUAACGUGGAGAUCAAGGCGCGCGUGCGUGACCUGGAGCGGACGCGUCAGCUGGCGGCCCAGCUGAGCGGCUCCGACGGCCAGCAACUGGACAUGCGCGACACCUUCUUCCCGGCGGCGCACGGCCGGCUCAAACUGCGCGAGCAGACGGGCGCGCCCAACCGGCUCAUAUUCUAUGACCGGCCGGACACGACCGGGCCGAAACUCUCCGACUACAAGCUGGCCAACCUGGGCGAGGAGGUGGGUCCGCUCCGCGAGGUGCUGGCCGCUGCGCUCGGUGUGCGCGGAGACGUCGAGAAGCGGCGCUACCUCUACCUGGUGGGCCAGACGCGCGUGCACGUGGACCGGGUCACCGGGCUGGGCGACUUUGUCGAGCUGGAGGUGUGUCUGACUGACGAGCAGACCACCGAGGACGGCCAGGCGGUGGCCGACCGGCUCAUGGAGCAGCUGGGGGUAGCGCCCGACGACCUCAUCGACUGCGCGUACAUGGACAUGCUGCUGAAGAAGGGGGACGGGGAGGCCAGCUCGUAGGACGAGUCUGUCACCGGCGGGACGUAGGGAAUUCACCAAUCAGUCCGCUGGUAGUGGUGGGAUCGGAACUGCAGAUACACAGUCAUCCGUCGAUUCAACUGAGAUAGAUAUGGUUCAUUCCAAUUCCUGUGAUGCAUUCUCAAUUGGAAUGCGACUCAGACCAUUUAUACUCGAAUGCUGAUGGUUGAGAUAUGUCGCUCAUUUGCACUUUUUUGUUACUUUUGAUACAAAUAUACUAGCAAGUAUGC